AUGGCCACCUACUUUGACACCGUCAAGAAGUCGUACGCCGAUGUCCCCACCGAGGGCGGCGUCGAGACGUCGGGCUUCCUCGAGGCCACCGAGGGGCUCGUCAAGCUCUUUGACCUGCUGGGCAACUCGGCCUUUGCCGUCGUCCAGAACGACAUGAACGGCAACAUCAAGAAAAUCCGCGAGCGCCUCCUGGCCGCGCCGGCGACGUCGUCGACGCUCCAGGCGCUGGUUGAGAACGAGGGCAAGCCCGGCGACAAGAAGCGCACCGCGACUGAGGGCCUCAUGUGGCUGCUGCGAGGCCUCGACUUUACCGCCAAGGCGCUGCGCCGGUCCGUGUCGGACCCCAGCGAGGAGCUGACCGUCAGCUUCACAAAGGCCUACGAGAACAGCCUGCGGCAACACCACAGCUUCGUCAUCCGUCCAGUCUUUUCGCUUGCCAUGAAGGCCUGCCCGUACCGCAAGGACUUUUACGCCAAGCUCGGCUCGCCCCCGGAGCGCGUCGACGAGGAGCUCAAGAGGUGGCUUGCCGCCCUCGAGAAGAUCGUCCAGACGAUGCAGGACUUUUACACUCAGGGCAACUACGCAAAGGGCCUCUAG
Pseudozyma flocculosa PF-1 is the source of this 597-nucleotide messenger RNA. RefSeq lists its product as uncharacterized. The transcript is spliced from 5 exons. NCBI's taxonomy places the organism in Eukaryota, Fungi, Basidiomycota, Ustilaginomycetes, Ustilaginales, Ustilaginaceae. Gene Ontology annotation, molecular function: ceramide 1-phosphate binding; ceramide 1-phosphate transfer activity. Gene Ontology annotation, cellular component: cytosol; cytoplasm; membrane. Bases 1 to 597 code for a protein of 198 amino acids. Gene Ontology annotation, biological process: ceramide transport; intermembrane lipid transfer. The record is from RefSeq and is a predicted model, not a curated record.